Ectocarpus sp. CCAP 1310/34 is the source of this 3525-nucleotide messenger RNA. Lineage: Eukaryota; Phaeophyceae; Ectocarpales; Ectocarpaceae. The record is from the annotation of a GenBank genome assembly.
UUUUUACCCUCCUCGCACGAGCCGGGAACAGGCCUAGCUAACCUCCUAGCGCCACCAUUGGUGUCCUGCUGUAUACCUUCAGCCAGAGAAUCCCCCGCCGCCUACUUUUCUAUCCCCUCUCUCCUCUCUCGGUGGCUCCGUCUCGCUGGAAGCAACUGAAACAUUUGUUCCGCAUCACGUCACGACCUCCCACCUCCCACCACACCCCAUACCCGCAUCCCCUGCCUGGCAUUUUGCGCCAUUCCAUUGCCUUCAGUUUGGGGCUGCUCCAGGAGACAUCUAAUCCGCUGAAGGGAAUCAGGGGUGGGGAUCGCUGCGUGGGGCUCACCCUGGAUCUAGCAGGAUGCAGAAUGAUGCGGAUCUCCAGAUGUUCUUCACCAAGGUGGAUGGGUCUUUCCCGGGAAGACACCAAGACUUGCAACCGAUAAUUACUUGGAAGUCGAGCACCACCCCCAUCUCCACGGAGUUCCGCCUCCCCAUCCCGGUGGAACACAGCGGCAGCGUCAUCGACUACAGUUUCGAAACCCUCUACAACGACGUACAGUUCGCCAUCCUGUUCGAAGAGGCGGACGACAGCAAGGGAGGCGGGGCCUUCAGCGGGGAUGGGGGUGUUGCCGAGGACAGGCAGGAGGAGGUGAUCGUCGAGCCGCAAAAGGUGGAGAGCCAACUGGGCCCCAUCACGGGCACCAUCCCGCUCACGCGACCGGGCCGCUUGACCCUGGUCUGGGACAACGGGCAAGUGCACUCGUGGUUCAAGCACAAGAUUUUGUCGUACUCGGUGACGCUGCACGUGCCUAGCCUGCUUGCCACCGAAAAGGCCAAAUGCGGCCGCGCGGUCAACGCGCUCAGAGCAUGCGUGCGUUCGAGGGAUGACGCGCACUCCAGGGGGGCGGAAGCGGUGCUUGAGAGGAAGGAGGCCACAUCUACCGUUAAGCGCCUAGAGGAAGAGCUUCGAGAGAUUCAGGUCAAGCUUGACGGGGCGACCAGACUAGCGGAGCAGCUCGGGAGAGAGGUCGAGGAUUGCCAACAAAGGGAGUACCUCGAAGGUCGCAAGAUCCAAGGAUUGACCUUCCGGCUCAUGCCGGAAGAGAUCCUGAUCCGGACGCUGUCCUACGGGUCGGUAGAAGACGAGUGGUUGACCGUCUGCAAGGAUUGGCUCGAAGCCCUGUCCCCGAGCUCGAGUGGCUCGAUAGACGAUGCGGGAUCCCACGAAUGACUGGUUGCGUGCGGCGACUAUUGGAAUACCUACGAUCGGCGUCGCACACUCAGUUUUUGAAAAAAAUAUUCUUGAUGAUGGUUGACAAAAGCUUUUUUUUGGUGCGUUGGAAGGAACCCUGAGGCUUUUCGAAAGCAAGCCGAAAGGGGGUGGUUUCGUAAACAUGCUAGCCGGGUUUCCGGCGAAGGAGGAGGGACUGCUCAACCCCCCUUCAAGGGGUGUGUCUCUUUUGGGAUAGGUCAGUCGAAUGGACCGAGAAGCCUUGAGGGAGCGAAAUAUGCACACCCCUUGCGAAUUCGGAGGCGUGUGGUUUUGACACACGCCGUGGAAGGGGCGAAUGUGUCCGGGGGGACAAGUUUGCCGACGUUAUGUAGUGUAUCUAGACUAAACAGGUUAGGUAUUGUUCAGGAGGAUUUUGCCUGUGAACACUCGAAAACCCUUGGUUGGCGUGAUGUCGUUCCAGGGGGGCAGGGGGCGUGGGAGAAUUGGGGGCUCGGGCACGCGGGAAAUGGGGAGAGCUCGGGCCCCGUUCGUGGCUUCAUGUGUUGCUUGUUAUGGGUUCGAUUCUUGCUGCUAGCGUUUUUGGUGGAUAUUCCCUUGGUUUCCUAUCGCAGGAACGUCAAAGUACUAGCUAUAAUGUGCGUGAUUUCGAUGGGGGCGGCUAUAACACGGGGGGGAUGGAAUCAGACAGGGAGCGUGUGAUAAAACGUCACGCCUUGCUAAACGCCUCUGUCCGCUUUUUUUUUGUGUUUCUCAUCGCCUCCUGUCUUGGUUGCAGCAGCGUAAGGGCUUGUGAUGAGUGAGUCAACAUCCUUGUAUUCAUAAUGGUGUCGGUUUUUGGAAUCGGAGCGUAUGCGCUUGUGGCAGGCGAGGCCAGCGUAGUACGACAGCGGCACAAGCUGGGGGUCGACUUUUUAGUCCCCCACGAGAACCGAGCGCAAUGAGCACUUGAUCGUUCAAUUAUUCUCAUGUCUGCCCACUACCGAAAGAUGAAAUGGACUUGAGAUGAGACCGGGGCUACCCAUGGGGUACUAGUUUUCAUAUUUUUCAUAUCGCAGUGACCAGUACCGGCAGAGGAACACGGUUUCUUUGUUCCAAAACCUGGAGGUUGCGCGUGGGCGUCGACAAAGCGUCUCGGUUAUUCAGCGACCAAUUUGUGCGGUAUCGAAACGAUUGUGAAACGCGACACGCUCCCCAAGCUUCGAAGUGUUUGUCGUGGCAACCGGAACAUGAGUAAAACGGAUUACAUAUUAAAGAAGAUUAUCGUUCGGGUAUCGGGGUUCCAGGAGACCCACAUGUCAUACAAUCAUGUAUGUCCCCGAGGACCCACAUCUGGGCGAACAAAAACAAACGAACGAAAGCAGAUGUUCGGAGUUGCGGAAGGGAUCAAACCACCCGUGCGAAAUCAUUGUUGUAUCACAACUACGGACAAACACGGGAACGUUUGCUGGGGGACCAUUCCUUAUUGGCGGGUCUGCCUGACGCACCUUGUGAGCGGAGGACUCGCGGGAGCCCACCGUAUGACACAUGACAAGCAUCUGGAAACAAGGUGCACAUCACAAUGCUCAUAAUACUAAAUGGCGAUUCAAGCGAUUCCCGCUGGCCGCCACGUCCACAUUAGGACGCCCACCAGCAUUUGAACACGCACGUAUGGAGCAAACUUCUUGGUCGACGACAAAGGAGCCACUCGAAAGUGAACGAGAACUUCCCGAAAUCAAAAGAAUAUCGGACGGUUUGAGUGUGAGUGAAAACUGCCGCCGCCGCCGCCGUCGUAAACAGACGAGUAGCGGACUCCUAAACACCAUUUUGGAUGACUGUUGUUGCCGUUUCGCCUUGGCUCCUGUCCACCUCCCCCUACAAAUCUGAUUGAACGCCUCUGCAUUGGUUGUCUGUGGUACCCGAGAGAUGUGGGCCCGUGGCCCGUCCAGGACUUGUUCUACCGUCGCUGGGGCUCAUGGGGUCGCUUCACACAGGAAAUAAUUUCGGACAUGGAGCUUUCGGUGUAACCGAAUGCAUCACCCAUGCCCUACUCGCACACGCUCACGACCUAACCCCUCGUUCAGCGUCCGAGAGAUAAGCUGCCCCACCGUACACACGCACAAGACCUGCCGCUCUUCGGGCCCAGCGCACAAUAAGCUUCGAACGGCCAACAACCACCACCCCACGUGGAGGGCCGAGGCUGCCUUCUUCUCCUCUUAAAAAUAACCAGCUACUGCGAGGUAGAAAAAAUGGGCGCAAGUCUUGAUACCGUGGGCGAUAAAACGUUUCGUGCAGGAGGAGGGGACACGCGGUCGACAGCAGCAGCAGCA